CAGGUUGGAGGUACUCCAUGACACACACUCGGAGGAAGUCCCUUCCCAUGCUGAGUUCAGGCCCCAUUGGCCGCCAAGAGCCCCUGCAGAUGGAAGACAGCAAUAUGGAGCAGGGGGCUGAGGGUGUGGAGCCAGGCAUGCCUGAGAGCCCAGGGCAUCUCACAGGGCGCCGCAAAAACUAUCCACUGCGUAAGCGUCCCUUGGCUCCUGAGAAGCCCAAGGCCUGCAAAGUGCUGCUGACCCGCCUGGAGAAUGUGUCCGGUCCACGGAGUGCAGAUGAGGCUGAUGAGCUGCCCCCUGACCUGCCCAAGCCCCCCAGUCCAGCCCCAUCCAGUGAGGACAUUGGCCUUGCCCAGCCCCGCAAGCGGCGCCUGGCCUCCCUCAACGCCGAGGCUCUCAAUAACCUGCUGCUAGAGCGGGAGGACACCAGCAGCUUGGCAGGCACCCGCCGCAGUCGAGGGGGAGAUCCCCACCGCAGCCGGGACCGUGACCAGACCACUGGAGGCUGGUCCUCCAAGAAGCGGCCCCGGCUGGGGGACCUUGGAGGAGGAAGUCGGGACCUGUCCCCCGAGCCAGCACCAGAUGAAGGCACCCGCCGAGAUGGAGACCCAGCUCCCAAGAGACUGGCUAGCCUGAAUGCAGCUGCUUUCCUGAAGCUGAGCCAGGAGCGGGAGCUACCCCUGCGGCCACCUCGUGCCCAUGCAGAAGCAGAUGGUCGCUCUACUGAGCCCCUGGCACCCAAAGCCCUGCGGCCAAAGUGGGCCAAGGUUAAUGGCAAGAACUGUCCCAAGGUCCGGCAGGGAGCUGGCUCUGGGGAGCCUGCUGGCCCACCUGGCUGGCAAGGGCGCCCUGAUGACCCAUGGCCAUCUGCAACUCCUCGUGGGCCAUCCGUCCAGCCACCUUACCAGCCCCUGAGCAAGGCUCUAGAGAAUCCCUUGAGGCUGCGCCCCCAUCUGCCCCUGCUGAUGGGUGGACAGGCGGCCCUGAAGCCAGAGCCUGGGCGCCCAGGCGAGGAGUCACCUGCCCCCAAGCAGGAACUGCAUCAGCCCUCUUUCCCGGCACCUCAGCUGUCCCCCCUGCCGAUGCCUGGCAACCCUGCCGACUACAGUGGCCUGUGUGUUGGGCCUGAGCUCACUGCACUAGGCAGCUUCUACCUGUAUUGUGGCCAAGACGGGCUGCAGUGUGGGGGUUACUCCCCGUGCCCCAUGCUCCCUGAGGGAAAGCUGUCCCCAGUGGCUGCACCUAAUGAGGGGGUCCUCUUGGCCUCCAGCUCAGUGCCUUCAGGCACUCCUUUCCAGCACCCUCCCUGGGGCUCUUCUCCCUACUCCUCCAGUGAGGACACUGGAGUGAAUGGCUAUGGCAUCUGUGGAGUGUUGCCCCUGUCCUUUGCCCACAUUGGCACUACCUGUGGUGGCUGUCCCUACAAAAUGCCUUUUGCAGCAGAAGGCUGUAGGUCUCUGGGCCAGCUGGAAUUUCCUCUCCCGGAAGCUGGCCACCCAGCCUCACCUGCCCACCCCCUCCUGGGAUGCCCUGUGCCCAGCGUGCCACCUGCAGCAGAGCCUGUCCCCCAUCUUCAGACACCCACUUCAGAGCCCCAGACAGUAGCCCGUGCGUGCCCUCAGAGUGCCAAGCCUCCCAGCGGUUCCAAGUCAGGUCUGCGCACAGGCUCUGGCUGCAGGCACAAUGCAAGGAGCAAGGCUGCCCGCAGGCCCAGCCACCCCAAGCAGCCACGUGUCCAGCGCCCCCGCCCUCGCCGCCGUCGCCGCCGCCGCACUAAUGGCUGGGGGCCUGUUGGGGCUGCCUGUGAGAAGGCCGUUUAUGUCUUGGAUGAGCCAGAACCAGCCAUCCGAAAGAGCUACCAGGCAGUAGAGCGGCGUGGAGAGACAAUCCGAGUCCGGGACACUGUUCUCCUCAAGUCAGGCCCGCGGAAGACAUCCACUCCUUAUGUGGCCAAGAUCUCUGCCCUCUGGGAGAACCCUGAGUCAGGAGAGCUGAUGAUGAGCCUCCUGUGGUAUUACAGACCUGAGCACUUACAGGGAGGUCGCAGUCCCAGCAUGCACGAGCCUUUGCAGAAUGAAGUCUUUGCCUCGCGACAUCAGGACCAGAACAGUGUGGCCUGCAUAGAGGAAAAAUGCUAUGUGCUUACCUUUGCCGAGUACUGCAGAUUCUGUGCCAUGGCCAAGCGCCGAGGCGAGGGCCUCCCCAGCCGAAAGACAGCUCUGGUGCCCCCCUCUGCAGACUACUCCACCCCGCCACACCGCACAGUGCCCGAGGACACGGACCCUGAGCUGGUGUUCCUUUGCCGUCAUGUCUAUGACUUCCGCCAUGGUCGCAUCCUCAAGAACCCCCAGUAGCCUCCUCAUGCCCACACCGGGGCUGCCCAUGGGCAAGCGGGGCUCGGGGCAGGGGACACUGCUUGAAGCACAGCACUUGGUUAAGGGGCCACAGGGGCUGGAGGUUGCUGGCCUGUGGUUCUCUUGGGGGGGAGGGCAGGGGCCUUUAUGUGUCUGGGCCCUAUGGGAGGGAAGGGGAGGCCAGGGUAUAAGAAAAGCAUCAGAGCCUUCAGCUUGGCCCAGGGUGCCUUUCACUGGUCCCCUGGGUGGAGACUCCCCAAGAAGCAGUCUUCCCUGAGGCUGGACCAAGACUGAGGGACGUGGGGCCCUGGGAGGGGAAGGGGCAGAGACGAGAGGCAAGGUCCUUCAGGAACCAGGCCCAACAGGCCCUUCUUGUAGCCACCCGCCUGGCCCUCCAAAGGGGAAAGGGAGCCAGCUUUACCUCACCCACUGUGACCCCUAUCAGCCUGGGACCAGGCUCUCCCAGAUUCUAGCAUAGCUCUGAGCUUGUUCCUUUGAGGUAGAAAGAGCCAGAGUCUGGCUUCCAGAGCAUUGACUUCCUCAUCCUGAACUUGGGGCCUUCCCCUGGCUUUCCUCCUUUGCCCCUGCAGUAGCCACUGGUGCUGGGACAAGUUGACCCGGCCAUUACAGUCAUGGGUGUGGCCCAUUUGUGGGAGUCAGCCUUCUGUCUGCCUCCUGGCACCAGCAAGUCUGGCUUCCCAGAAAGCAAACUGAUCAGUAUGGGGUUUUUCACAUCAGGGAGGGCAGAUGGGUGCUGGGAGAGGGUGGGGGGCAGGGGGCAAGGAAAAUUGCUACCUGAUUUGUUGACGAUUUUUCCUCUUGCCUUACACUUGGAGGUUCUGGGAAACCUCUUGCAGAACUUCACACAUGACUCUUCAAGCCACACCCACCUGAAAUCAAACCAAAGGAGUGCUGUGGCUCCCCUUGCCCUGCCACCCGUGACCCUAGUCUUUUGUAGAUUGCACUAAUUUACAUCCCAGCGAGAAUCAACACUGUAUCAAUCCACAGACCUGCUGAGCUGCAGCCACUCACUCUAGGAGCUAAGGACCUGCAUUUUCAGUUUGUUCUUGCCCAGAGGCCCUGUUCUCACCUCAUGCUGCUCCCCAGAGUAGAGUAAGAGGCUCAGCCCCCUGUCGUCAUUGCCUGCACUAGGCCCUGGCCCUAGCCCUGAGGCUCUUGGUGGGGGGGUUAGAGUGGCCUGGUUAUUCCCUAUUUGUACCAAAGAGGAGCAUGGUGGGGAGAGGAAGUGUAGUGCAGCGUGGCUUGGGCCUGGCACUGGUGACCUGCUAGCUGAGCACUUCCACCAGGGCAUACCCCUGGGGACAGGAGCCAAGGAGGGCAGUACUGGGUCCUCCCCCACAGGGAGAAGCAGACAGACUCAGCAGGCUAAGGAUGUGGCACUGUGUGAGGACAGUCCAGCAGGGGCUAUAGUGCAAGAUGGAAGUGAAUCCAAAGGGCAGCCCUCAGGCCCUGUCCUGUCCCUUGGAAGAUGGGUUGCUCCUGAUUGGUCAUUAUGCUUGAGUGUGGCCUGGAGGCUUCAGAAGUGAAUUUAGGCUUGGGAAGCCUGAUCCCAAACCUGAAGGGAAGGGACUUGGGUCUCCUUGUAUUGAAUAAGCUGUUUGGAGGAAAGCAUCAGUCUGGGAGGGUGGGGCAGUAGGAGAGUUUGUCAGAGUAGCAGUGGGGGCUCUGGAGAGCCAGCCUUGGAGCCUGCUCGUUCCCAGGGUUCUGGGCCCCUGCUGCCCAAGAGACAGCCUCACCCAACAGGAGAGGAGACCAAGGCCUUUCCUCCUAGGAGGCGGGGUCUGCUGCCCAGAACUUAAAUGCUUUUGAAAUCUCUUAGAUGUGGAAAUAUUUUUCGAACCUGAAAAUGCAGCUGGUAGUAAUUCAAUGGAAGCAUAAUCCAUGUAAAAUAUAUUUUAGUUGGUAUUUUGUAAAAUGCACUUUUUGUGUGUGUCGAUCCUGGUUUCCCAGAUCUGUAUUUCAGUGUUUACAAGGGAGGGAGGACCUUUCCUCACCUCUCUUUUGACAGAGAUUAGAAGUACUUUAAGAAAAAAAAUAAAUUUGAGAAGUUGUAUUGAUUUAGAAAAGGAUCA
Molecule: messenger RNA, 4447 nt
Organism: Galeopterus variegatus (Sunda flying lemur)
Lineage: Eukaryota; Metazoa; Chordata; Mammalia; Dermoptera; Cynocephalidae
Gene: BAHD1
Product: bromo adjacent homology domain containing 1
Exons: 6
Coding region: 18-2354 (778 amino acids)
Molecular function (GO): chromatin binding
Source: RefSeq, a predicted model, not a curated record